AUGUGCCAGGUGAAGGUGACGAGUAAGACGCCGCUGGUGGCGCCAGUGGAGCCCACGCACUCGCUGUGGCAGCCCAAACUCAUGUACCUUGUCAGCAACGCCUGGACGUCGGCGCAGAUGAAUUUCCUGAGCAUCUUCUACCAGCAGACAGCGCAGUUCUCCAAGAUGCAGAUCGGCGUGCUACAGACAUUGCCCUGUGUGUGCACCUUGGUGGCUCCGCCACUCUGGGGUGCAGUCGCCGACCACAUUGAGAAUCAGCGACUUAUUCACGUCUUCUGCAUCAUCACGGCCGCACUGUUCAUGUUUGCAGUUCGCUUCUUCUACUGGUCUUUCAACUGGAUGAUCGUCGUCGUUGUCGUGGCCAACUUUCAAGUGGCCCCGACUGGUUCGCUGCUGGACCACACAGUACUGAACCUUCUAGAUAAAGUCGGCGGCGAGUACGGCAAGCAACGUUUGUUCGGCGCACUCGGUUACGGUGCGGGAGCCUACAUCACGGGCCUCAUCGUAGCCGUCGCCGGCAUUUCAUGGUCUUUCAACGUAAGCCUAGCGCUUGGAAUGACGUCUCUGCUGGUGCUGCGUACAAUCCCGCCAAUGCAGCACAGUCGACUAUUGCAACAAGUUGAUCUGGAAGAUGGCACUUUACAAGCCCCGUCGUUCAUAGACAAUGUCCGGCUUAUUUGUGAUAAGGUGGACGUACUGGUGCUACUGGGUGUCGUGUUCUUGAUGGGGCUCAUGUACGGUGUGCUCUCCAGCUUCCUCACGCUGAAUCUGUACAACUUGUCAGGUGAGAAUGCCCAGAUUGUGGGAAUUGCUAUCAUGUGCGAGACAGCGUCGGAACUGCCCGCAUUCUUCUACUCCCACAAGAUCAUCAACCGGUUUGGCAUCGUGAACGUGCUGUUGUUGUCGAUCUUUGGCUACUUCCUGCGCGUAUCCUACUACGCUGUCAUGACCAACGCCUGGAGCGCCAUCCCUUUCGAAUUCCUGCACGGCGUGACAUAUGGAUUGGCGUGGGCGGCAUGCACGCAGUACGUGUACUCGGCGGCUCCUCCUGGCUGUCAGGGCACGAUCAUGGGUGUGUUGAACGCGGUGCAGAACGGCCUUGCUCGUGGCGUGGGCACACUCAUUGGUGGCUACUUCUACCAGCAUUAUGGUGCUCGUACCAUGUGGUUGGUCGCCGACUUUGGCGUGCCUCUUGCGUUCAUCGGUCUCGCCGUGUUCGCGCGACUCAAGAACAAGAACGACGUGGUGCACGAGAAAUACCUGGAGGAGGCCGAGCUCUUCUCACCACACGCGGGCAACCCGCAGGCGCUCAAGGCUCACAUCGGUCAGAUGUUCGACGAGAUCCAGUAG
Phytophthora nicotianae INRA-310 is the source of this 1350-nucleotide messenger RNA. RefSeq lists its product as hypothetical. Bases 1 to 1350 code for a protein of 449 amino acids. The transcript has a single exon. The record is from RefSeq and is a predicted model, not a curated record. Gene Ontology annotation, cellular component: membrane. Gene Ontology annotation, molecular function: transmembrane transporter activity. NCBI's taxonomy places the organism in Eukaryota, Oomycota, Peronosporomycetes, Peronosporales, Peronosporaceae.